Molecule: messenger RNA, 564 nt
Organism: Tricharina praecox
Lineage: Eukaryota; Fungi; Ascomycota; Pezizomycetes; Pezizales; Pyronemataceae
Product: long chronological lifespan protein 2
Exons: 2
Coding region: 46-402 (118 amino acids)
Source: RefSeq, a predicted model, not a curated record
ACCUCAACCCACAUUUACACCGACGAGCAACCAAACAGCACCACGAUGAUCCCCCGACUGUCGCUUCUCCUGCUCCUCCUGUCGCCGUUACUGGCGUACGCGCAGUUUGGUUUCUUCGACCAAAUGUUUAACGGCGGCAGCGGAGGGCGCCAGCGCGAACAGCAGAACGUUCCCAGCAACAGCGACUGGUACAAUCACAACUAUGAGGAGGCCACGUGUAAUAAAUACCUCUGCUCGGGAACCCUCGCAUGCGUCGACAAGCCUACCCACUGUCCCUGCGCGUUCCCCAAGACCGAGGACAAGUUCGAGCUGCACCCUGACGGACUGGCAAUCUGCCUGAGCAAGACCGGAAGGAAGGAUACUGCGGCGAGGGUGGCGAUGGCAAGGAAGGGGUUGAUGUGAGGCGCUGUGAUUGGGACACUGGUUUGUUUGCGGGAGGGUGGAAAUUGGAAUAGGCUGGCACUACAAGUAUCAUACGAAAUAACAAAUGUUUCCUCAUUGUCUCGCUAUCCAGCUCCUGAAGCUCCAAACGCCAUAAUCAAGCAAACAAACAAGCAAGCAAGC